This is a messenger RNA of Zychaea mexicana, 1354 nucleotides long. RefSeq names its product P-loop containing nucleoside triphosphate hydrolase protein. NCBI's taxonomy places the organism in Eukaryota, Fungi, Mucoromycota, Mucoromycetes, Mucorales, Lichtheimiaceae. Bases 56 to 1210 code for a protein of 384 amino acids. Gene Ontology annotation, cellular component: mitochondrial outer membrane. The transcript is spliced from 6 exons. Gene Ontology annotation, molecular function: ATP hydrolysis activity; ATP binding. The record is from RefSeq and is a predicted model, not a curated record.
GUUUCUUCCGUUCGCUUUGUAUAAUACACAUAUCAGUUCCUUCCGUUAUUUCGUUAUGGGUUUACUUUCUGGUCUAUUUGAUCGCUCGGGAAACAUGCGUCCAGAAACGAAGAAAUAUGCCGCUGAUGUGGCCGUUUUUGCCCUGUCGCAAGUAGCAUUCUACUUUGCGUUCAAAUGGAUUGUCAGCUCCUUGGAUCCAAAUAAAGCCAAGCGUCAGGAAGCCAAGAGCAAGAGCUCAAAAGUUCUUGGCAAGCUUGGUGUCAAGGAUCUGAAGUUGAGUGAAUACGAACAAAUUAUUGCAGCCGAGGUAGUCCAUGCCGAUGAGCUGUCGGUCACCUUUAGAGAAAUCGGUGGACUUGAUCAUAUCGUCCAGGAUUUACGCGAAAGUGUCAUUUAUCCACUCUGUUACCCAGAGCUUUUUACCUCUGCUUCUGGUUUAUUGGGUGCACCCAAGGGUGUCUUGCUGUAUGGUCCUCCUGGAUGUGGCAAAACGAUGUUGGCAAAGGCACUUGCUAAGGAAAGCAACGCUACAUUUAUCAACCUUCAUGUGUCAACAUUGACGGACAAGUAUUAUGGCGAAUCCAACAAACUCGUCGCUGCACUGUUCUCAUUGGCACGUAAAUUGCAACCUUCCAUCGUCUUUAUUGACGAGAUCGACUCCUUUUUGAGAGAACGUCGAAGCACGGAUCAUGAAACAACCGGUAUGAUGAAGGCCGAAUUUAUGAGUAUGUGGGAUGGUUUGACUACCGGUGAAGAUAGCCGCAUUGUUGUUCUCGGCGCCACCAACAGACCCAACGACAUCGAUUCUGCUAUUCUUCGACGAAUGCCAAAACGAUUUGCUGUACGAUUGCCAAGUGAAGCACAGAGAAGAAGCAUCCUCGAACUGCUCUUGCACGAUAUAAACCUUGCACCGAACUUCAACAUAAGCGAACUGGUACAGCGAACUGCAGAUUGUUCUGGUAGUGAUCUGAAGGAGCUUUGCCGUAAUGCUGCAAUGAUACCUAUCCGUGAAUACGUUCGCUCGGUACAGAGAGAAGGUGACACUGCUGGAUUAUCAAGUGAUAAUUUAUUGAACAUUGACACAUCAAACAUAAACAUUCGACCAUUGACUGUAGAAGAUUUCUAUUCCUAUGACGAAACAAACGCCAAAACAUAUGCUUACACACAAGGAGAAAAAGCACAUAUUCCACAACAAGAAAACCUUGACUAAUAUCAAAAGCAUUAUCUACCCGACCCAACCUAUCAACCGUUUCUAUAUACUACAACAACAGCUAUUACUACAUUGACAACCGUAUAUACACUUUCAAAAUCGACAAAGAAAAUAAAAAAUAGCCUCCUUAUUGCGCACCUAACA